Molecule: messenger RNA, 5259 nt
Organism: Caenorhabditis briggsae
Lineage: Eukaryota; Metazoa; Nematoda; Chromadorea; Rhabditida; Rhabditidae
Gene: Cbr-taf-1
Product: Protein CBR-TAF-1
Exons: 11
Coding region: 1-5259 (1752 amino acids)
Biological process (GO): RNA polymerase II preinitiation complex assembly; transcription by RNA polymerase II
Cellular component (GO): transcription factor TFIID complex
Molecular function (GO): TBP-class protein binding; RNA polymerase II general transcription initiation factor activity; histone acetyltransferase activity
Source: RefSeq, a predicted model, not a curated record
AUGAACAAUGGACACCACCUCCAUCAUCCGUCGUCACGUCCCCAACAUCACCACAACGCUCACUCCCUUCACAAACACACAAACGGGUACAAAACGGACAAAAAGCCGUUGGAAACUACAGUAAUCGAAGAGGAUCCGUACGCGAACCUCUCUGAAUACUAUGCUAAUCAUGUGGCUGCUAGAAAUGAAUCGUCCGUGCCUCCAGAAUCCGACAACGACGACAAUGCCACAACAUCAUCACAAGAAGUUAAAAAAGAAGAGGAGGACGAUGGUCUUCCUGAAGAAUAUCCAGGCGAUCCAGUCCGUCUAAAAGACCUCGAACCUUUCAUUAAACCAUCACUGAGAGAUGACACACCGCUAGCCAAUAUUUUGCAUCCCGAUUUAGAUGGUAUUGAUCCGAGAAUAUUUUUCAAAGACUUCAAACCCAACAAAACGCUUCGUUUCUCCCGACUCUUCGCUCAAAACAUCAAAAAAUCGUCGCGCGCGGAAAUCUGGUGGGCGUCUCGAACGUUCGCAAAACACAACGAACGUCGAAAUCGAGAACGAGAAGAAUCAGAAGACGUCAUGGAGACGACGUCGGACGGAUCGAAACGGCUGAAGUUGAACAUCAUCGAGAAGGUUCCAGGCAUUCUUUUGGCUCCAGAUGAGGAAGCGAUAAUGCGUCUUCCGAUUCUGACGGAAGAUGAGGAAAUGGCGAAAAAGAAUGAAGAGGGCACGGUAGUACAGCCAUGGAGAGUAGGUCCAGCCAAGAUUUGGUACGAUAUGAUGAAUUUGCCAUCGACGAGUCAGGCGGUGAAUUAUGGUUUUAAGAUUAAGAAAACGCCCGUAAAACCGAAUCAAUAUCAUCGAAAACUGAACUUCAUACAUGCAGAAGACCCAUCAACGUCUUCUGGACAUUCAGUUGAGAAGAAGGUGGAAGUAAUUGAUAAAAGUUGUGAAGCGACCACUUCUGAAGACGUUCUGCAACCGUUUGAAGUGAUAGAAUGGGAAAAAGAUGUGAUAAUGGAUGGAGAGGAAGUGAAGGAUCAGUUAUUAGAGGAGUUUUCAAAUGGAAGGGGUUGCGGGUGGAUAGCUACACAGUAUACGAGGACUUAUGAGCAUUUUGUUUAUGCUGCUGGAAACAACGCAUUCGAACAAAUGUUUGAUGGGAAAUCCGCCCCUAUCAACCUCUCUGGACCCGAUUCUCUGAUUCUUCCUGGCCCGAAUCGAUCGAUUUUCCCAUCCACCCCAUCGGAUCUAGACGUUCUUCCAUGGGAGGAAAACGUGAUUUGGGAUGCGGACAACAUGGCUCAAGCACUUGAACCCAUAGACUUCCUUGUUGAUUUCCAAGACGAUCCACUGAUCUACGGGAUGCCAGAAGAUCGUCGAGACGAGGAUCAUCAUCAUCAUCGUCAAGACAGUCACAGAAAAGAUGGAUACACGAAGAAAUCGAAAAUGAUUCUGGGACAAGUACAACAGCGGCAGAAACAAGAGGAAGAUGAACAAAUGGAGAGUACGAUGGGACAAUUCACGGAUAACGAUCCCUUCAAUUUGUCCAACGACGACUACUACGUUCCGAAAGCCACGUCGAAGACGUUGUCGACGAAUUCGCUUCUGAUUCAACACUCGACACCGGCCACGAACAUCGCCACGCAGUUCUUCCCGACACAUCCAUCGUCAUUCCGAUUGAGAUUCUGGCAUAGGACGCCGUUUACGAGACGAAUUGUCAGACACUGGAGUCCGAAUCGAUUAGUUCCGAUUCAUACACCGGCUCGACAUCAACAACGCGUCGCUGCUCAACGUGAAGCGAUGCGUCAAUCGCAUGGAGGUGGAGAAGUGUUCUAUAUGAAAGAGAUUCAAGAUCUAAGUGGACGAGAUGAGAAACUCGUAAUGAUUGAGUACUGUGAAGAACAUCCUGUCCUCUUGGGACAACCCGGAAUGGCAUCGAAAAUAAAGAAUUACUUCAAGCGACGACAGGCAAACGACACAGAACCAACGUUCGAGUACGGAGAGAUAGCGUUCUCUCAUCAAAUUCCAUUCCUCGGACAACUCCAACCAGGCCAAUCUCUUCAAUCCAUUGAGAAUAGCCUUUAUCGAGCUCCAAUCUUCAUGCACAAACGUACUCGUACGGAUUUCCUUCUGAUUCGAAGUCAAGGACAAUGGUACAUCCGCCCACUGCCAUCUCUAUUCGUCGCUGGUCAACAGUGUCCUCUUUACGAGGUACCAUCUCCAAAUUCCAAACGAGCCACUGUAUUUGUUCGUGACUUCCUCUUCGCCUUCAUCUAUCGCCUCUUCUGGUCAUCUGAGCACUCACCACGUCGUCUGAAAAUGGAAGACGUUCGAAAUGCAUUCCCCCACUAUGCGGAAAGUAACAUAAGGAAACGACUGAAAAUGUGUUCCACUUUCACACGUUAUGGUGCUGAAACCUAUUGGCUUCUGAAACCAGAAUUCCGUUUACCAUCAAAAGAAGAGGUUCUAUCCAUGGUGACUCCAGAGAUGUGUUGUGCUCAGUACAGUAUGAUGGCUGCGGAGCAAAGACUCAAAGAUGCAGGGUACGGAGAAAAGUACUUCUUCACACCGGAAAACGAUGAGGGAUCGGAUGAUGAGGUGACCAUCGAAGAUGAGAUCAAAUGCGCUCCAUGGAACACGACUCGCGCUUUCUUGGCGUCACAACGAGAGAAAUGCUUGCUGGAUCAGACUGGAAUUGCAGAUCCGACUGGAUGUGGACAAGGAUUCUCCUACGUGAGAGUGUCUCAGAAACCACAUAAGGAUGAGAAUGCGACACCGGCUCCGAAGAAGUUGGUCACUGGAACUAAUGCAGAUUUGAGAAAGCUGCCUUUGAAAGAAGCGAAGGAGAUCUGUAGGACGUAUGGUGUUAAGGAUGAGGAGAUUAGUGCCCUGACGAGAUGGGAAAUCAUUGAUGUGAUUAGAACACUGUCAACACAAGCGGCGAAAGCAACGAAGGAAGGAGAAACGGUCUCCGGAAUGGCUCGAUUCGCUCGUGGAAACACUCGUUUCAGCUCGGCAGACAUGCAAGAGAAAUAUCGAAAACACUGUCAGCGCACGUUCGACCUUCAAAAUCACACUCUCGCCAACACAGAAGCCAUCUCCACAGACGACGAUUCAACAGACGCCGAUUCUGAUAACGAAGAGUUAGCGUCUCGUCUAGAGUCGAUGCUAGAAGCGAAUAAGGGCAAAAAAGUGAUCUCGAUGUCCGAAAAAGCAAAAAUUGAUUUUGAAACCGAAGAGCGGGAACGAGAGGAUUUGAAACGAAUGAUACAUGGGGAUGCGGUGAAUUCGAAGGGAGCAGAGAAAAAAGAAUCAGAAGCAACGGCUGAGGAGAAGAAGAAUGCGUCGCAAUUCGGAGAAGACGUCGCAAUGUCAGCGUCGAAGAUUAGUGGAAUCACUGCGAAUCAGAAAUUGAAGAUUUUCCGAACAGUGAAAGGACCAGAUGGAAAGGAAACGACACGAGUGGAGAUUGUGACAAGACCACAGUUGAUUGAAGCAUACACAAGAAUUCGGAUGACCAGGGAUGACACCUUCAUUCAGGUUUACGCAAAGAUGGAUGAGCAAUACAAGGAGGAGAAUCGCAAGAAGAAACGACGCCUUCAAGAUCAGGCUCGUCGAAUGAAAAAGAACGAGGAGAAGCAGCAGGCGAAGACACCGAAACAGACGGUUCGAAAGGAGAAGCCACCGAAUCCCAAUCUUCAGAAAAUGAGAUGCAGUGCGUGCCACGCGUAUGGACAUAUGAAGACCAACAGAAACUGCCCGCUAUACGGAAAGGAUCCAUUGACACCGUUGAAGGAGGAAGAUGACGGAAAUUCGUCAUCCGCCAGUAUCUCGGUGCCACCACCACCGCCACCGCCAGUACGACAGGAGAGUCAUGUACAAGUGGACGGCAUGAAAAUGAAGUUCAACAUCAAUUUCGAAGAGCUCCGUCGAGAACAAGCACGCGAAGAAAAGAUCAAGCGGAAGUUGGCGAAGAAGGCAGAAGUCGAUGUUCAAAAGAGACAAAUGGAGUAUUUGACACGUUUCGACACUUCGGAUCCACCACCUGGAAAUGGGGUUCAUUCGUAUGGAGGACACACGGAUAACGAUGAGGAGGACCGAUAUUCACAGGUUUCUGGAACAUCGUCAUUCAGAAAUGGACCAGGAGCGGUCCGCGGUGGUCGUAACUCGUCAGUCUCCAGUGCCCGUCGUCGUCAAUCCAUCAUGCCAGAAGACGACUAUCUCCAAGGACCAAUCAAAGUCAAUAAUCGAAUGCGUGCUGAUCCGAAAGUGGUGUUGUCAACAAUGCUGACGGAUGUUCUGAACGAAUUGAAGUCUCUCGAAGGGUCCGACGCCUUCCUAUUCCCAGUGAAUCCGAAACAAGUCACAGACUACUACAACAUCAUCAAGAAUCCGAUUUCGUUUCAAGAUAUUAAGAAUAAAAUUGCCUCGUAUUCCUAUCAACUGAGAAAGGAAUUCAUCGAGGAUAUACGUCUGAUGCAUGGGAACUCGCGGAUGUACAACGGAGAGAAUCAUGUGUUGACGAUGAAUGCGGCUGAUAUCCUCAAGCGAGCCGGAUUCCUUCUGGCGCUCCGUGAUUCUGAAUUCAUGAAACUCGAAAAACAAAUCAAUCCACUUUUGGACUCGAACGAUGAAGUUGGCUUCUGCUUUGUCCUUGACCAAAUCAUUCAAAAAGUUCGAAACAUCCCAAAAUCGGCGCCGUUCCAUACAAAAGUCGAUGGAAAACGCUUCCCAUCCUACUACGUUCGUAUCCAGAACCCCAUUGAUUUGGGGACGAUUGAACAGAAAAACAAGCGACACGAAUAUCAAUCAAUCGAUGAUUUCCUCAAGGAUAUGCGUUUGAUUCUGGACAAUUCGUUGGCGUUCAAUGGAGAAGCUAGUAUCUAUACUGCCAAGGCUAAAGAGAUUUGGCAACUCACCGAACGGUUGGUACAGGAGAACAUGGAGACGUUGGUUGAGCUGGAGAAGAAUAUCAAUCCGGAAGCGGCGGCGGCGCGACAGGCGGCAACGUCGGAAGCGGAGGUCACGGCGGACGAGGAGACGAUAGAGCAGACGGAUGAGCAUCCGACAGAGGAUGAGGAUGAUGAGUUGGAAGAGGAGAUGGAGGUUGAUACUGGAGACGACGACGGCCAACCAAUGUGGGACGACGACAACUUGGCAGCUGGCCAACUGCUGAAUGAGUUGGCAAUGUCGGAUUCAGAUGAGGAUGAAAGUGCGGAUGCGGUCAGACGGCCAGCCAAUGAUGAUGAUAAUCGACUCGACUCGUUUUAA